Neolamprologus brichardi is the source of this 1818-nucleotide messenger RNA. Lineage: Eukaryota; Metazoa; Chordata; Actinopteri; Cichliformes; Cichlidae. The record is from RefSeq and is a predicted model, not a curated record.
AUGAUGGAAACAGCAGUGACCCUCCUGGCUCUGUUUUUCCUUCAGGUCUCCUCUUCAGUACCUGUAAGCCAUCCGAGGAACUGGCUGAGACAAUGCCGUGCUUCUGCCAACCUCUCCAUCACAGCACUGGAGGUGCUGCCAGGUGGAGGCUGGGACAACCUCCGGAACAUGGACAUGGGUCGAGUCAUGAACCUCAGCUACUUCCAGUGCCAGACCACUGAGGACGGGCUCUACCUCAUUCCAGAUGAAGUUUUUGUCAUCCCCCAAAAACAGACAGGUGUGGAGACCAGCUCAGAGAUCAUCAGGUCCUGGCUUGAGCAGAAAAGCUCAACAUCAGAAAGCAUCAAUGCAGACAUAUCCUUCACCAAGGUGCUGAAUGGCAAAUUUUCUAGUGAGAACAAAAGAAUGAAAACACAUCAGGUCAAAGAAUCUUCAACCACAUCCAAAGUGCAGGUUCGUAACUUCAUCUACACAGUUAAGGCUUAUCCAGACUUCACUCUAGAUGCACGAUUUACUCAGCAAGUCAGAGACAUCGCUGAUGCAAUUGAAAACAACCAGACUAAAAAUGCGGACUAUCUCUCAGAGAUGAUGGUGCGGGAAUAUGGAACUCAUGUCAUUAAUAGUGUGGAUGCUGGGGCGGCUUUGGUGCAGGAGGACUAUCUCUGUUCCUCGUAUGUAUCAAACAAUGAGUCAGAAAGUUCCUCUGUGAAAGCACAGGCUGGCUUAAACUUCUUUGAUAAACUAAAGUCUGAAAUUAGCAGUCAAAGUGCCCAACAGAGCUCUUUACUUCAAACAUAUCAGUCCAAAAUUACAUACUCUCUCAUUAACAGCCAUGGAGGUGCACCCUUUUAUCCUGGAAUCACUCUGCAGAAGUGGCAGGAAAGUACCAGAAACAACCUUGUUGCCAUUGAUCGUUCAGGAUUUCCUCUGCACUAUAUUAUAAACAUGAACACUCUCCCUGAUCUCUCAUACAUUACGAUUGGAAAAGUUGCUCUUACGGUUAGUCAGGCCAUACAGCGCUACUACGAUAUCAAUUCUCGCCCUGGGUGUGUUGAUACCAACUCCAAGAACUUCAACUUCCAGGCUAACAUGGAUGAUAAUUCCUGUGAAGGUCCAGCUACAAGCCUUAGUUUUGGUGGUGUCUACCAAGAGUGUUCUGAAUUCUCUAUAUACAAAACUUCACUGUGUAGAGACCUGAGUCUGAACCAGGUAAACCCUGAUACAGGUAGCUUCUCCUGCCGUGCACCUUACUCUGCAACCUUACUGAGAACAGAGACGAGAUCGAUGGGGGAUUUCACUUCUGUUUCGGUCAGUACCUACUGGUGCUUUUUUAAUGGACAGACUUCAGAAAACUCGGGGUAUCUGUUUGGAGGUAUAUACAGCCCCUCUCUCCUAAACCCUCUUACAAAAACCAAAAGCUGCCCCCCAAAUUUUAUUCCACUAACAUUUCUCUCAGAUGGUGAGAUGAUCUGCGUGAGUAAAGACUAUGAGACAGGUACCAGAUUCUCAGUACCAUUCGGAGGUUUCUUCAGCUGUCAGUCAACCAACCCACUGGCAAACAAUCAACGCAGGUGCCCUCCCAAGUUCAGUCAGCACCUUGCUGCAAUCAGUGAUGGCUGUGAAAUCCUCUACUGUGUUCAGUCUGGACUGUUCACAGGUGGAGAGCUCAAACCAAUUCGUCUGCCUCCGUUCACAAAACCUCCACUUAUCAGCAUGCAGGCCACCAACACAGUAAUGGUGAUGACUGAAGGAGAAAACAGCUGGGUGAGAGUGGGCCAGACCAAAAUGUGGAAACUUGCCAAAACAGAAGAAAUCCAG